UAACUUAUUAUAACGAAACCCUAGCUGUACCUUACCUCCAUUUCACUUGUUCUUCAAUCUUCUUUCACCCCCCGCCGUUUCUGCUUAUUCAACCAACCCAAAACAAUGGCAUCAGAGAGGAAACAAGCGAACCCAAUGAGGGAAAUAAAAGUACAGAAACUUGUUCUCAACAUUUCAGUUGGUGAGAGUGGAGAUCGUCUGACCCGUGCCGCCAAGGUCUUGGAGCAACUCAGUGGUCAAUCCCCUGUUUUCUCCAAAGCAAGGUACACUGUGAGGUCUUUUGGUAUCAGGCGUAAUGAGAAGAUUGCAUGUUAUGUAACUGUUAGAGGAGACAAGGCUAUGCAGCUGUUGGAGAGUGGUUUGAAGGUCAAGGAAUACGAGUUGUUGAGGCGCAACUUUAGUGACACUGGAUGUUUCGGGUUUGGUAUUCAGGAGCACAUUGAUCUUGGAAUCAAGUAUGAUCCUUCCACUGGUAUCUAUGGUAUGGAUUUCUUUGUGGUUCUUGAACGUCCCGGUUACCGUGUUGGGCGUCGCCGUAGGUGCAAGGCACGUGUUGGGAUCCAACACAGAGUGACCAAGGAUGAUGCCAUGAAAUGGUUUCAAGUGAAAUAUGAGGGUGUUAUUCUCAACAAAUCUCAACAGAUUGGAGCUUAGAUUUAUUUCUUUUUGUAAAAUUUUGGAGUUCAGUUUUUAAGAUUUUACUAUCAAGGAUCUUCAAAUGUUGUGCUGUUUUGGAUUUCAGGGUGUUAGUGCCAGUGUUAUUUCUAAA
Molecule: messenger RNA, 769 nt
Organism: Erigeron canadensis
Lineage: Eukaryota; Viridiplantae; Streptophyta; Magnoliopsida; Asterales; Asteraceae
Product: 60S ribosomal protein L11
Exons: 4
Coding region: 106-654 (182 amino acids)
Biological process (GO): translation
Cellular component (GO): cytosolic large ribosomal subunit; ribosome
Molecular function (GO): structural constituent of ribosome; RNA binding
Source: RefSeq, a predicted model, not a curated record